Messenger RNA from Chelonoidis abingdonii (Abingdon island giant tortoise), 4257 nucleotides. It is a transcript of the gene STK4, whose product is annotated as serine/threonine kinase 4. NCBI's taxonomy places the organism in Eukaryota, Metazoa, Chordata, Testudines, Testudinidae. The record is from RefSeq and is a predicted model, not a curated record. Gene Ontology annotation, cellular component: cytoplasm. Gene Ontology annotation, molecular function: protein serine/threonine kinase activity; ATP binding. Gene Ontology annotation, biological process: protein phosphorylation; protein tetramerization; signal transduction.
UGUUUCCGGUGUGUAGAGAGGAGGCGGAAGUGAAGCGGAAGUGGCUUUGGAAAAGCGCCGGGAGUGAGCGGCUGGAGUCAUGGAAGAGUGAGCGCGCCCCCUGCCCUGCUGCUUUAGGGCGCCAUGGAGACCGUGCAGCUGCGCAACCCGCGCCGGCAGCUGAAGAAAUUAGAUGAAGAUAGUUUGACCAAGCAACCAGAAGAAGUAUUUGAUGUACUGGAGAAGCUGGGAGAAGGAUCCUAUGGCAGUGUAUUCAAAGCUAUUCAUAAAGAAACGGGUCAAGUUGUUGCAAUUAAACAGGUUCCUGUUGAGUCUGACCUACAGGAAAUCAUAAAGGAAAUAUCCAUAAUGCAGCAAUGUGACAGUCCCCAUGUAGUCAAGUAUUAUGGCAGCUAUUUUAAGAACACGGACCUGUGGAUAGUUAUGGAGUACUGUGGAGCUGGAUCUGUGUCUGAUAUUAUUCGAUUACGAAAUAAAACAUUGACAGAAGAGGAAAUAGCUACAAUAGUACAAGCAACCCUCAAAGGACUAGAAUAUCUGCAUUUUAUGAGGAAAAUACACAGAGAUAUCAAAGCUGGAAAUAUAUUACUAAAUACGGAAGGACAUGCUAAACUUGCAGAUUUUGGGGUAGCGGGCCAACUUACAGAUACCAUGGCAAAACGGAACACAGUUAUAGGAACCCCAUUUUGGAUGGCUCCAGAAGUGAUCCAAGAAAUAGGGUAUAACUGUGUAGCAGAUAUCUGGUCACUGGGUAUCACUUCAAUAGAAAUGGCUGAAGGAAAACCACCAUAUGCGGAUAUUCACCCAAUGAGGGCAAUUUUCAUGAUUCCUACAAAUCCUCCUCCAACAUUCCGGAAGCCAGAACUCUGGUCAGAGAACUUUACGGACUUUGUAAAACAGUGUCUUGUGAAAAGUCCUGAACAAAGAGCCACUGCCACACAACUUCUCCAGCAUCCAUUUGUUAAAAGUGCCAAAGGCGCGUCAAUCCUGCGGGACUUGAUUAAUGAGGCAAUGGAUGUGAAACUGAAACGUCGGGAAGCACAACAGCGUGAAUUGGAUCAAGAUGAUGAAGAAAACUCAGAAGAAGAUGAAACAGAUUCGGGUACCAUGGUCCGGACAAGUGGAGAUGAGACUGGUACUAUAAGAGCUGUCAGUACGAGUGAUGGAGCGAAUACCAUGAUAGAACACGAUGGAACGCUGGAAUCCCAGCUGGGUACAAUGGUAAUAAACACGGAAGAUGAGGAAGAAGAGGGGACCAUGAAGAGGAGGGAUGAAACGAUGCAGCCAGCCAAACCAUCAUUCCUGGAAUAUUUUGAACAAAAAGAAAAGGAGAAUCAGAUCAAUAGCUUUGGGAAGAAUGCAUCUGGCCAGACAAAAAAUUCCUCUGAUUGGAAGGUACCACAGGAUGGAGACUAUGAAUGUUUAAAGAGCUGGGGCGUAGAGGAACUUCAGAGGAGACUCUCAUCACUUGAUCCCAUGAUGGAACAGGAAAUUGAAGAGAUCCGCCAGAAGUAUCAGUCUAAACGGCAGCCAAUCCUUGAUGCCAUCGAAGCCAAGAAACGUCGGCAACAGAACUUUUGAGAGCGCCACUGGUAGAAUAAAUGUCAACCCUCUGAAACAAUCAGAACCUUGCUUUUAUGACUACUACGCAGAUUGAUUUCUAUUGAAAUGUGUUAGCAAAGUAGGGAGCAAAACUUCUGCUCACUUAUUUUUCCAUAGCACCUUUCUGAACUCAGGAAUGCCAUUAAGUGGGACAUCCUGAUGGAUGGAUAAUGGUAUGUUUUUAAUGUUGGAUAUAUUUAAAAUAGAAAGUGUAUUAUUUCAGUUGUUACUGUUUUUAGAAUAAACUUGUUUUAAAUCUGGGGAACAGAUACAAAUAAGACUAACAUUGGUUCAUUUUCUUGAUGUAACCUUCAGUAGUCCAUUUUCUUCCUUUUUGAAUUUUAAUGUGUACUGUGGUGUUUAACAGCUCCAUCUCUUUUUUUUGUACAGACUCAGUUUCAAACAUUUUAACUGUCUUACUACUGUUAAGGUACCAUGGAAAGUGUUAAAUUGAAGAGGGGUCACUGAAAAGAGUAGACAAGAAGAUGCAGGAACUAUUCCCACCUUUGGAAAGGAACAAAUCUUACUUUUUAAAAGCUGUAAUAAGCCCUAUGCCUUACCCCAUGCGCUUUAAGCAAGUGUUUUUUGAGACCAUAGUUUUGUCUUGUGUGUACUAUAUAAAUUAAUACUGGUAGAUUAAGCAUGUUGCUGUGCUUCCAUCAAAUGCUGUUCUGCAGUUUAAAAGCCUCACUGACUUAAACCAAAAUCCAAGCAGAGUUCCAAUGUAAAACAAAGCAGAAGCUCCUUCAUCUGCAUCCUGGGAAAUAUCCUUCAUUUAGUUCCUACUAGCACUGGAGUGCUAAAAAGUUGUGUGAACCCUCUCUUGGGAAGUUAGAUAUUUUGCUCCACUAAGGAGAGGAUUUAAAAAUAUUUCACUAAUUAUGGUGUUUUACAGGGCUUUACAAUUUCAAGCUUCCAUCUUUAGAUGAAAAAUUAAUUGCAUAAUGUUUUACUUAAAGGUCAAGUACAGCAGAAAAGCUAAGCUGAAAAUAAAGAGAGGUUAUACAGAAGAUUAAACAAUGAUAUAUUGAUGCCAGAUGGGUUGGGCGACUGAAGUUCCAACUUAAUCUGUUCUGCAUUUAAUAUGGCCAAGAUCAACCUCUUCCAGUUUUUCUGGACACACUGGUAAAUAGUAUGUUUUCUGUUUGGGAUAACUAUGUAAAAGUCUGCCUUUCUCAUGGUAUUAACGGGUUGUGGACAAUCACCAGAUUGUACAUUUACAGUCAGUGCAAGUCAAGUUACCUUGAAAUGAUUUAAUAAACUUACACUGACAUGAUAAAGAGCAAAACAGAAAAAGUAAUCCCGGUAUCUCUAGGUAUAGAUGCAGAGACCUAACAGUGGGUGUGCUGUGCAUUGGCAGCAGUAGAGCAAAGCUAAUGUUGGAUUCGAUUUUAGGAUCCACUUGUAGUUAUUCCACAUAAAAUGAAAUGUUUGUAAAGAGCAAGUAUUUCAAUUAUUUUCUUUCUCUGAUAGAGGGACUAGUUUUCAUGUCAUCCUUCUGAACCAGAGCUUGGUACGACACGCACACAAAUAAAUAUCAGUGUCUCCUGAAAUCAAAUGCUUCUAGUAACAAGAAAGGUUCCCGUCAUAGCUGGUGGAAGCAUCAUAGUUUUAGACCCUUUGUUUCUUGGGAUUGUACCCUCAGCUGUUGUAAAUCAGUGAACUCUGUUGGCAUAGGAGGAGUUAUGCCAGUUUACACCCCUGAGGAUCUGGCUUUUAACAGCUUCAGUUAAUUCCUCAGCUGCAAAUAGAGCUAAUAUAAUGGACUUCAAGAGCUCAGCAGCCUAGUCAAGCAGACUCUGGAAAGAGAGGGAGGCAGUCAGCAGUGUGGUCUGGCACAAAAUGGGAACAAUCUUCCAUGCGUACCCACGUUAACCAGCUGUGGGGAAGGCAUAAUUUUUGAUAGCCUCGAAUAUUGCAGAAGUUUCUAGCAUGAAGAUCUUGAAAGAAACCAAGUAACUUGAGUUAAAAUCACUUCCACAGCACAAGCUAAAUAAUUUAAACCUCUCGUUUUGUUAGUAGAUGACAGUCUCUUAGCAAUAAGAAUCUGGCAAUUUAAAUGAACCAUGCAGGCUAGUAAGCACCUGUGUUGACAAUACAGCACACUAAUAAUGCUGGACACAAACACACCAUCUGCAGUACUUAUUAAAAAUUCAUCCAAUGUGUGUGUUUUCUCGCUUAAAAAUAUUUAUUAAAGAUGCUCAAAUGAUUUUUUUUUUUUUAAGGGCGUGUGUUCAUUACAUUCCCUUGCUUAAAUGAAACUUCCAGUAACAAGAUGCAAUUUUUUAAUUUUAAAUACUGGCUCAUGGCUUAGUUACUUCUAGUAUAUAUGCAUUUUGCCUCUGGCAUGAUGCACAUGUACAAUAUGAGUGACUUCGUAGCAAGCUAAGUGCAUUGCUUACAUGUCAAAUAGACCGUUCUGUUAGGAAUGGUUUGUCUUUGUACCAUAUUUACCACUGAUAGACACAACUUCUUUCAGCAAUGGGAAGACAUUGAGAUGCCCAUGUUUUACUUAAAACACUGAAGUUGGGUGCUUGACUUCAGUUUUCACUUUACUGAGUGCAUAACUUGAUUGCUCUAAUUGGUGCUUACAGCCCAAUGUAGUGUUAGUGAAAUAACUUGCACUGAAAUGGUUAACUAUGAAAAAAAUCACAG